GAACAUGUUUUUAAAAACAAAAGCGUUUAUUUUGAUCCCGAAGCUGGCUUUUCUGCUGGUACUUUUAGCUGAAUCUAUUGAAAAUUGUCAACCGGACGAGCAAUGUGUCCAGCUGGUUCGUUGCCACCAUUUGGUAAAGAUUGUCCAGCUCAAGGACAAAACCUCGGUCCAAAAGAAAAUGCUUGAGCAAAGAAAGUGUGGACAACACAAAUCCUCAUUUUACUGCUGUCCCGAACCGGGAAAUAAGCUACCAAAUAAUAGGAUCUGCGGUCAAAGUCCACCCGUUUACCGAAUUACGCGUGGAAAGGAGGUGGAGCUUAAUUCGCUGCCAUGGAUGGUUAUGCUUUUAUAUCGAAACACCAAAACUUGGUAUGCGCCGCUGGUUCCCGCUUGUGGGGGCUCCUUGAUCAACAACCGCUACGUCCUGACCGCAGUCCACUGUCUGAUAAAAGGAGCGAGAAUGCCGGCGGACUUAGAAUUCAAAAGGGUGCGCCUGGGCGAGCAUAACACCACCUCCGAUAUCGACUGCGAGGAUCGGGGCAACGGCCUAAAGAAGCACUGUGCUCCCCGUCCGCUGGAAAUCGACGUGGAGAAGUAUAUUUUGCAUCCGGGCUACAACGAAAGCGAUGUAUUUCAUUCCGACAUCGCCCUGCUGAGACUGGAAAUACCAGUACGCUUCACGCCAGAAAUCAGACCAAUUUGUCUGCCGUUCCGCCGCUUUUCCCUUAGGAAAUCCAAAUUAAAAGUAGCCGGCUGGGGUCAAACGGAAACCGGAAAAGCCAGUCCCGUGUUGCUACAAACCACCGUUGUUAAACAAAAUGCAAAUGUUUGCAAAAAGCCAUAUUCCCACUUGCAAUUUACAUCUUCGAUACAAAUAUGUGCUGGGUCACGGUAUGGAUAUGACACCUGUAAUGGUGAUUCCGGCGGACCACUGAUGGCCACCCAUGGUCGGGGCUUCGAUGAAUUCGAAGUUGUUGUCGGAAUCACCUCUUAUGGAGGUCAACAAUGCGGAACGAAAGAAUUUCCUUCGGUAUUCACGAAAGUUAAAGCAUUUACAGAAUGGAUCAAGAGUAAUCUGGAGGCUUAGAAGCUUAGAAAUAUAACUUGGUUAAUAAUUAAAUCAUACAUCCUCGAAUUACAAAGACACUUGUAAGUUAUUUAAAACGUUAUUUUUCGGAAAAGUCAAGACAGAAACGGUUG
Drosophila elegans is the source of this 1200-nucleotide messenger RNA. RefSeq names its product spaetzle-processing enzyme-like. The transcript has 3 exons. The coding region runs from base 5 to 1087 and encodes 360 amino acids. Gene Ontology annotation, molecular function: serine-type endopeptidase activity. The record is from RefSeq and is a predicted model, not a curated record. Gene Ontology annotation, biological process: proteolysis. NCBI's taxonomy places the organism in Eukaryota, Metazoa, Arthropoda, Insecta, Diptera, Drosophilidae.